AUGGACGGAGACGGAGACCCAGAAAGUGUGGGCCAACCUGAGGAGGCCAACCCAGAGGAGCAGACGGAGGAGGCGUGUGCAGAGGAGGGAAACGCAGAGGAGGACCAGCCCGAGGAGGAAGAGAGCGCGUACUUGGAGGAGCUGCCAGAGCCUUUGCUGCUGAGAGUGCUGGCUGAGCUGCCGGCCUCUGAGCUUGUGCAGGCUUGCCGCCUGGUGUGCCUGCGCUGGAAGGAGCUGGUGGAUGGCGCCCCCCUGUGGUUGCUCAAGUGCCAGCAGGAGGGGCUGGUGGUCGAGGGCGGCACAGAGGAUGAGCGCGACCACUGGCAGCAGUUCUACUUCUUGAGCAAGCGGCGGCGCAACUUGCUGCGCAACGCGUGCGGGGAAGAUGACUUGGAGGGCUGGUGUGAUGUGGAACAUGGUGGGGACGGCUGGAGGGUGGAGGAACUGCCAGGAGACUGUGGGUCAGAAUUCAUCCAUGAUGAAAGCGUCAAGAAGUUCUUCGUCUCCUCCUUUCAGUGGUGCCGCAAAGCGCAGAUCGUUGACCUGCAGGCAGAAGGCUACUGGGAGGAGGUGCUGGACACGACUCAGCCAGCCAUCGUGGUGAAGGACUGGUACUCCAGUCGCAGCGACGCCGGCUGCGUGUAUGAGCUCACCGUGAAGCUGCUGUCCGAGCACGAGGACGUGCUGGCCGAGUUCAACAGUGGGCAGGUGGCUGUGCCCCAGGAAGCCGAUGAAGGGGGAUGGAUUGAGAUCUCCCACACUUUCACCGACUAUGGGCCUGGAGUACGCUUCAUCCGUUUCGAGCAUGGGGGGAAGGACUCCGUCUACUGGAAGGGCUGGUUCGGGGCUCGGAUGACCAACAGCAGCGUCUGGGUGGAACCCUGA
This is a messenger RNA of Chrysochloris asiatica (Cape golden mole), 885 nucleotides long. RefSeq names its product F-box protein 2 (gene FBXO2). The transcript has 6 exons. Lineage: Eukaryota; Metazoa; Chordata; Mammalia; Afrosoricida; Chrysochloridae. Gene Ontology annotation, cellular component: SCF ubiquitin ligase complex; cytoplasm. Bases 1 to 885 code for a protein of 294 amino acids. The record is from RefSeq and is a predicted model, not a curated record. Gene Ontology annotation, biological process: glycoprotein catabolic process; SCF-dependent proteasomal ubiquitin-dependent protein catabolic process. Gene Ontology annotation, molecular function: ubiquitin protein ligase activity; protein binding.